AUGAUAUUAGGAGAUGGUGAAAGUGGAAAAACAAGUAUUGCUAAACAACAAAUAGAAACAUCAGGAUUUACAUUUAAACAGCCAAAGAGUGACCAAGAAGUAUUGGAAGGUCAAAAUUGUUUUGUUAUUGUGGAUGGAAAGGAUGUGACUGUUAAAUUAUUGGAUUCACCACCAGGAAAUGAUAUUGGUUUAACCAUUGAAUGUGUUAAAGAUUGUGAUGGAUUUAUAUUGGUGGUUGAUUUGAGUCGUCCAAAAACGCUACAAGUUUUGAAUCGAUACAAGGCACUAAUGUUAGAAAAUUUAUCCAUGUCAACAAUUCCUUGUGUGAUUGCUGCUAAUAAGUGUGAUUUGGAAAGACAAUUAUCCAUGUCACAGGUUAAUGCAUUUGCCAAGAACUUUUUCAUUGAUAGAAGUAUUGCUAGUUUUGAAUGUAGUGCAUUGUCUGGUAGUGGUAUCAAUGACAUGUUUUCAUUCCUUUAUAAUCUUAUCAAGACUUCUCAGAAGGAAGAUAAACCAAUCAUCAAGGCAAAACAAAAACGUGGACUUCUUUCCUCUUCCUCAGAAUCAAAUGCUGAUGAAUGGUUUUAA
Molecule: messenger RNA, 588 nt
Organism: Naegleria gruberi
Lineage: Eukaryota; Heterolobosea; Eutetramitea; Acrasida; Naegleriidae
Product: ras GTPase
Exons: 1
Coding region: 1-588 (195 amino acids)
Biological process (GO): signal transduction
Cellular component (GO): plasma membrane
Molecular function (GO): GTP binding; GDP binding; GTPase activity
Source: RefSeq, a predicted model, not a curated record